AUGACGUCAAACGGAUCAGGAAAAUCGAGGAGGCGCCGCACAGCAUUCACCAGUGAACAAUUAUUAGAAUUGGAAAAGGAAUUCCACAGUAAAAAAUAUUUAUCUUUAACGGAACGAUCUCAUAUAGCUCAUGUCCUCAAACUCAGUGAAGUGCAAGUGAAAAUUUGGUUUCAAAACAGGAGAGCUAAAUGGAAGAGGGUCAAGGCCGGGUUAGCUCAUACCAGAAACAGCCACGACGGCGCCAAUAAGCCUAAAAUAGUCGUACCUAUACCAGUGCACGUGAACAGAAUCGCAAUACGAAGUCAACAUCAGCAAUAUGAAAAGACGAAUCCAUGUCGACCGAUGGUGUGA
Molecule: messenger RNA, 351 nt
Organism: Lottia gigantea (owl limpet)
Lineage: Eukaryota; Metazoa; Mollusca; Gastropoda; Lottiidae
Exons: 1
Coding region: 1-351 (116 amino acids)
Biological process (GO): regulation of nervous system development; regulation of transcription by RNA polymerase II
Cellular component (GO): nucleus
Molecular function (GO): DNA-binding transcription factor activity, RNA polymerase II-specific; RNA polymerase II transcription regulatory region sequence-specific DNA binding
Source: RefSeq, a predicted model, not a curated record